AUGAUUGCCUCGCUCUCGCGCUUUCCACUCCGGGCGCUGCUAGUGCUUCUACCGUUCUUCCUCGGCUGGAUAGUCUACCUGACUUUCUGGGAUAGCCCGUUUUACAUCCACGAACACGAAACUGCGAUCAAUUAUUCUGGCUUACACGCGAUUCCUGGCUCAAAUGUAUAUCCUCCGACACCCUCAAUACCUGGCGACGAUGAGGAAUACGUCGCGAUCUGCUUCACCGCGAAGAACGAGUCGCUGAACCUCCCAGAACUCUUCACGCACUAUUAUUACCAUGUUGGUAUCAGGCGCUUUUACAUCAUGGAUGAUGGCAGCACUCCUCCUCUUUCCACCUACUCCUACCCCAUUCCCAGCGAGCAUAUUACCUUUACCUAUAUCACCGCCGAGCAGCAUCACGAGCAUAACAACCAGCUCUUCUUGAACGACGAAUGCGAGCGCCUUUAUGGCGACAAACACACAUGGAUGGCACAUUUCGACUGCGACGAGUAUCUCGAGGUCGUACGACGCAACGAGACGCUCGUCUCUAUAUUGAAGGAUCUGUCGCUUGAUCCGCGUGUUGGCCAGUUGGGUAUCAAUUGGCAGGUGCACAAUUCGAACAACAGGGAGGUGCGGCAGAAAUCCAUUCGGAAGGGCUAUACAUCGUGUAUUGACGACGAUCCCGCUUCGAAUGGCGAGCAAUCGCGAAAUAGACAUGUCAAGUCUAUUGUACGGACGGACCGAUUUCUAGACUCAAGUCAUGGACCAGAUCACCCACAUACAUUUAGAAUGAAGAAUGACAGCAUCGCUGUCGGAGAAGAUGGAAGGGAGUGGUCCACCGGCCUGGAGCUUGCUGGAUAUCCUUCUCCGUGGCGGUGGCCACCGACACGGAAUAGGCUCACGCUACAUCAUUAUAAUAUCAAGAGUCGGGAGGAGUACGAAGAGAAAAUGCUAAGAAGUCAGCAUAUAGAGGCUGGGAAGACAACCUGGCAGUUCUUUGAUGAUGAAAAUGCAGUCCCUCGUUGGGAAUGCAAAGAGAUGGCAGCUUAUGAUCCAUAG
This is a messenger RNA of Glarea lozoyensis ATCC 20868, 1041 nucleotides long. RefSeq lists its product as uncharacterized. The record is from RefSeq and is a predicted model, not a curated record. The transcript has a single exon. The coding region runs from base 1 to 1041 and encodes 346 amino acids. NCBI's taxonomy places the organism in Eukaryota, Fungi, Ascomycota, Leotiomycetes, Helotiales, Helotiaceae.